UGUGAGCUUGUGGCGAUCCGGCAUUAUUUACAAACGCUGAAGGAAGCACUCGGCAGUAGUGUCAUGGAAACUGACAAUACUGGCAUCAGUGUUGGACAGACUGCUGCUGCAUUGGAGGCUUUGCAAAUGGAUCCUAAGCCAAAGUCCCAUGAACUGAGGUACAGUUUGAGGUACCCGUCUAUGGGACAUUGCAUUGUUAUCAACAACAAGAACUUCGAUCCGAAAACAGGUUUGAACGUCCGUAAUGGCACAGAGGCAGAUGCAGACAGAGUGAAGAGUGUCUUUGAGCAGUUAGGCUACGAAGUGAAGGUUUUCAACGACCAGACUGCGGCUCAGAUUAAACAUGUUUUGGGCUCGGCUGCGAAGGAAAACCACAGCCAGUGUGCCUCAUUUGUGUGUGUGCUGCUGAGUCAUGGAGACGAGGGAAUUUUCUUUGGGACAGACGGCCCAGUGAAACUGCAAACCCUCACCAGCAUGUUCAGGGGCGACCGCUGCACCUCACUGGCGGGCAAACCCAAACUCUUUUUCAUUCAGGGAUGUAGAGGUACAGAUCUUGACGGUGGUGUUGAAGUGGACAGUGUUCAGGACAACCCUACAGAGAAAAUCCCUGUGGAAGCCGACUUCCUCUAUGCCUAUUCUACAGCUCCAGGCUACUAUUCCUGGAGGAGCAUUUUUAAUGGCUCCUGUUUUAUCCAAUCAUUGUGCGAGAUGAUGUCCAAAUACGGCACAACCCUGGAACUUAUGCACAUUUUGACCAGGGUCAACCACAUGGUGGCGCUAAACUUUGAGUCAAGCUGCAACGAUCCCCGUUUCCAUGGCAAGAAGCAGAUACCAUACAUCGUCACAAUGCUGACCAAAGAGAUGUACUUUAGACCCUAACAUUUUUUUUUUUUUAAUUUAAGAAUAAGCAAUAGAUAGAAUGAAGAAGGCCCUUGUGAAGCUUCACCACCAAUCUGUGGGAAUUUUACAUUUUCUGAGGAAGAGAAAUUAUAGUCUGGCGGUUUUGAUACGUGGAACGUACACUUAGUUGUAUGUUUGGAUGUUUGGACG
Molecule: messenger RNA, 1050 nt
Organism: Chanos chanos (milkfish)
Lineage: Eukaryota; Metazoa; Chordata; Actinopteri; Gonorynchiformes; Chanidae
Product: caspase-3
Exons: 6
Coding region: 64-879 (271 amino acids)
Biological process (GO): proteolysis; erythrocyte differentiation; positive regulation of neuron apoptotic process
Cellular component (GO): death-inducing signaling complex; cytoplasm
Molecular function (GO): cysteine-type endopeptidase activity
Source: RefSeq, a predicted model, not a curated record